UUCUUUGACGUUUAUUUUGGGCAUAACGUGAAGACAAAACCCAAGUCGACCCUUAAGUACAUUUUAAAUCGCCAUUCAACUGUGACAGAUGAAAGAACGUGUCAAAAUAGAACAAGCAGUUGUGAAGAUUCGUUCGCUGUGUACUUAAAAUUCAUAAAUUGAAAUCGAACCCCAGAAUUGACCUAUCAGGUCAUUGCGAGCUGCUUUUGUUAGUAAGCUGUUCUUUAUGGUCAGUAUUGGUUUUCUGCGACCGUUCCUCUGAUUCGAUCGGCCCGGAAUGCAACUGCUGAACCGCAUCAUCAGAAUGUUUAGCUUCCAGUAACGAAGAUUCGACAGACAGCUUCGCUCUCACGAGCGCGGACGAAGACUGCCUCCAAACGACGGUUGGACGAACAGCUAACCGGUUUAUCACCACAAGGUUUCAAUUCAUAAGCUCUUGGCUAGAACUGUCAACGAGUUAAGGCUUUUAACGGGUUCUGCAGCAUCUCCUAAUUACAUGUUGUGAGCGAGCGAGCGAUUAUAACGACAUUUGACGGAUUGUUCGGACGAUAUAAGCUUCACAGCCUGUGGCUUCGACAUCUGUACUCGUCAGUGGCAGAGUUGGUCAUCUCAAGAGCCAAUUAAGAGGUUUCACGUUUCUCCUGGCAUUUACAGGGAUUGUUCGAGUUCACUUCAUUUAGUGCUGGUUAUCAUAGAUACAAAAUGAGAUGUAGCAUAAGUGGAAUAAUUUCGGAUUGAGGAAUGGCUGAAAUCGAACCGAGCGCUCUGAAAGGCUUUUCCAUGCAAGCGUGUUAAUUAUAGGUUGAAAUGCGUUACAAGAACUUCCACGAAUUUUCCACAAGUUGAGAGGACCACGUUGUAGAGAAGGAAAUCAUAUAAGUUUUGUUUUGUCUGCUUCUGAAAAACCAAGCAAGCGGCCAUUUGUAAGACAAGGUUUCCCUUCGCGUCACCGGAAACACGACUUUUAACGAUAUUUAACUAAGGGAAUGACCGAAAGAUUGCUUCCAGCAGGGAGAGAAACACGUCAGUUUGUUUGGACUUUAGUGGAGUCGAGAACUUCAAUUUUAUGAUGCAUAAAACAAGGUGGUUUGGUUGUACGGGCAAAAGAUGAUUCGGUGGCCUUGCAGUACAAUCAUAUUUAUAACAGGGAUGAUGAAAUCCGUAGAAGCACUGGUUCCAUUUACGGGGGUGAUAGCCCGUCAAAAGUGAAACCGCAAUCAAUGCAUGUCAGAAGUAACAGCGAUACAAGUGAAAUUAACGUCUCAGUGAGGACUAACUAUCCAGAUGGGCUAGUUGCGGAAGCCCGCUCUCCAACGGGAGAAAGUUUAUUUGCCUUAAUCAGAAAGUUUGAGCAGAACAUUCAAAAUGAGAGAGACUCUGGGUCGAAGUCGUGGUUUUAUGAUACUGAAAACCAACAUUAUGUAGAUGGCUUCAGAGCUAAGACUGGUGCUAGCUCUGCCAACUCUAGCCCUCUAACAGAAAGACGGACUCCUUUGUUAAGGCGUAAAAACUCACUGAGGAAUAACUCAUAUUUACUGAAGGUUUUUAAAGGUUCUGGAGAUGCCAAGGCAGCUGAGGAAGAGUAUGGAGACGAACCAUCAAGAAAAUAUUUUGCUCAUUAUGAUUGCCGCAGUAUGACAGUUGAUUUUGACGAGCUCGCACUUCUACAUGCAACACAAGGUGAUGGACUUAAAAGGAAGAACAAACGAUCAGGAGCGUCGGCUGCUUCAACUAAGGUUACUGCGGCAACGAUUGCUGACAGGAUGCAAAGGCGAGGGUCUGACUCUAAUUCAAGCAAUAAUGAUGAUGAUGUACCUGACCCCGGUGAUGACAAAAGUAAUGGUCUUGUUCUUAACUGCCCAUAUUUCCGGAAUGAACUUGGUGGGGAGGAAGAACAAGAUCCACAGAUUGGAUUGACAAGAGAUAAUGCAGCAGUGAUUCAAAACCCCCACGAUCCAACACGUCCCAAGGAACCAAAAUUAGACACUUUCAGACGGAGAUCAACUCUUGACAUUUUAUUGACUGCAUAUGAUUCUGCCAGAGUGGGAAAUUUAAGCAGUGGAACUGGAGUGACAAUUCUUGAUAAUUCAAAGCCAGAAAGUGGUUUCUUGUAUCUAGGGGAAAGAUUUCACAAUGAAGAUGGGAGAGUGUUUGAACAUGUAGAUCAUGGAUCUUACUAUUACAAGAACUUUUUUGUUGGACAAGAGCAUUUGAAUUAUCUUGGCAUUGAUGAAAGAUUUGGCCCAGUUGCACUCUCUUUGAAACGUGAAAAACUUGAUGAGAGCACGUCCCUAAUGAAGUCUGGUGAGUCAGAAGGCAACCAAUUCCAGUAUCGGAUCAUUGCAAGGACAAGUGAGUUAACUACGCUAAGAGGGAGCAUUCUUGAAGAAGCUAUUCCAUCAACAUCACGGCAUGGCGCAGCACGAGCGUUGCCAGCCAAAGACAUUCUUGAACAUGUGGUCCCAGAACUUCAGCUUACUGCACUUAGGAUGGCCCAACCUGGGGUUAAGGUUCCAGAGCAGCUUAUGAAACUGGAUGAGCAAGGGAUGACCAAUCAGUAUAAAGUUGGUGUGCUGUACUGCAAAGAUGGCCAGAGCACAGAAGAAGAAAUGUACAAUAACCAAACAUCAGGCCCAGCUUUUGAUGAAUUCCUAGACUUGAUUGGAAAACGGAUUGCACUGAAAGGGUUUGAAGGCUACAGAGCUCAGCUGGAUAACAGAAAUGACUCCACUGGUGAACAUUCUGUGUAUACACAGUUCCAUGGACGAGAAAUUAUGUUUCAUGUGUCCACCCUUUUGCCAUGGACUCCCAAUAAUCGACAGCAGCUCCUGAGAAAAAGGCAUAUUGGAAACGACAUAGUCACCAUUGUGUUUCAAGAACCUGGAGCACUUCCCUUCACGCCAAAGAACAUUAGAUCUCACUUCCAACAUGUUUUUAUCGUGGUCAGAGUUUUCAAUCCUUGCUCUGAUAACACCUACUACAGAGUUGCAGUAAGCCGUUCAAAAGAUGUUCCUCCAUUUGGGCCAAACAUUCCUGCAGGAGCCAAGUUUGGCAAACAGAAAGCUUUUGUAGAUUUUCUGCUGACAAAAGUGAUAAAUGCUGAAAAUGCUGCACACAAAUCAGAGAAGUUCAGUGCAAUGGCCACAAGGACAAGACAUGAAUAUCUGAAAGAUCUCGCCACAAAUUUCGUCACCAACACCACACUUGAGACAGGAGCUAAAGGAAAAGGUAUUUUAAGGUCGACAAAGAAGAAGGAGAAAGUUCGGCCACCCAUCAGUCCUGAAAAGGUUUCAAGAGGGGCAUUAGUUUGGCAAGUACAGGUUGAAGACUACAGGAACUCCUCCAUGAUCGACUGCAAGAUGGGAAUCUCUGCUGAUACUUUGGUGUUGGUCCAUUCUUCUACCAAGGAAGUCAUAUUUAGCAUUCCAGCUAAGUCUGUGAUUGGAUGGACCUCCCUCUCACAAAGCAUUAAAGUGUUUUACGGUAGUGGAGACUGCCUGGUGUUGAACAUUCCAACAUCUGACUCGGAUGACAUUCCAGAGAUUGUCAGAAGACUUGAAGAAAUUUCCAUCGGUUGUCAGACCCAAACCAUGACGUUACGGCGGAAUACUGUGGGUCAGUUAGGAUUCCACGUCCAGUUUGAGGGACUCAUUGCAGAUGUCGAGCCGUCUGGUUUUGCCUGGCAAGCUGGACUGCGGCAAGGAUCUCGGCUGGUGGAGAUUAAUGGGAUGAUUGUAGCCACUCUGAGUCAUGAUCAGAUGAUUGACAUAUUACGCAAGCCAGGAUCGGUAUCUGCAGUCAUCGUGCCUCCAUUCCAGAGCGGCAAGCCGAGAAAGGGUAUCCAGCCCCUUAGUGGUUCCUACUGGACCUCGUCCAGUCGUGCGUCAGUCACGACCAUGUCGUCGUUCGGCAGCGCAUCAUCUGUAGCAGAGGAAGCGGAGUCACGUGAUCUCUCGGCAGCCUCCAACUCGUCCAUAUCAGCUCCUGACAACGGACGGAAGCAGCCAUCAAAAGGAUCGUCAAAGAACGGAGUGAAAGGAAAGGAAAGUCCGUGGAUCAAACAAGCGAACUCAACACCUUUGGAAGCUAGAGCUAUGUACCCAGGCUCCUGUCCUCCGGAUCAACCCGGAUCCCCUGGGGCGAGCUCAGCGUCUUCUGUCAGCGGUAGCACGUCAACACUCCACGAAACGCCGCGACAACAAGGCGCUACAUACGGGGCUUCCUAUACAGUUACAAGCAUAACGCCUAGCGAGGAAAGACUCCAGGGUGCCCCUGAAGCACAUGAGGGACCAAAAUGGAGCGGGUUCGUUGCGCUUGAUUCAGAACCACGCCCCACCAAAUCUGUGGGCGUGACAUUAACGGCCCAUACAGCGUCAGGUACGUUAUAUGCCAUUGCGAGUGGACCCUCAUCUCCGCCAUUGUCUCCGCGCACUCCAGAGACCCCCAUAUUUGGAAGCACUUCACAGAGACAUCGGAGAGUGGUCCUGAAUGGACAGGGACAUGGGGAUACCCCUUCCAGGUUGGAGGGAAACGCGCAAGAAACCCGAACGCCGGCGGAUAGUUUCGGAACUCUUCGAGUGAACAUUGAUCCUAUAGCUUCAACGCCCAGUAAUGGUAACACGAGGGAGCAGAGUCUUGAAACAGCGGAUGGUGAGAAGAUGCAGGCUGCUGCUAUGCCUUUCAAAGAAACUAGUCUUGGUGCGGUCAUCACGACCGUCAACACUUACAAACAGAAACAAAGUUAUGAAGACAUUACUGAGGCGACCAUGUCUGACACGGUAGAUCAGAUCGAAAGAGCGUUUGGAUUUAAAACUCCCGACAUGAUCGCAAACGGGACAGGGAGUCUGGAGCGGACUGGCAGCAAGCGGUUGAAAAACGGCAAUAGGAGUCCUUCUAACUCCAUGCAGGACCUGCAUUUGACGCGCAGAGCGCAGUCAGGAGAAUCGCUCAACCGAAACAGGAGCAGCGACGAUGAAGAAUCUCCUGCAAACAUUCUGAAACGGUUGUCAAAAGAAGCCAAUAAAGAACACGAUAGAGUUCUUCAGAGAAAGAGCGAAGGUGAUCUGCCUCAGAACGUGAUCAAAAGCAAGACUGCUACAGUGAUGGAAGCAUCACCAACAUCAGUUGAAGUCAAGAAGGAGGCCAUGCGGAAAUCAGAGUAUGAGGCGCGUAUGGCUGCGCGAAAUCUGCUCAUAGAACGACUGGAAAACCAUAGACAGUCUCUUGAAGGCGACAACGUGGAAGGCAUUAAGAUCUACCACGCCAAGAGCAGAAGCACUCCGGUUGACGGCGGGAGGGCCAUGAACGGCGGAAAACUCGCAAGACCGCGUCAAUCAUCCCAAGAUGAGAGCGCCAGGAUGUUGUCUUCAGAGAGGGACGGCGGGGAUGCUGUUAAGAUGGCGCACCACUCCAGGCGGAAGAAAUCGUCCGAGUCUCCUCAUGUCAAAGUUCGAACUCCAGACAGCAGUCGAACCGCUAAACCUGUGGUACGCUCCGAAAGAAAAAUCCGUCUGACAAGUUCUACGAGUUCGGGCUCCCAUGCUGUCGACAAAUCUCAAACAGUUCCUCGUCAAAGAUCGAGCAGACGACAAAGACAUGUUUCCAAACAAUUGGUUGCAGCGGCUGGUGGGAAUUCGGACUCUUCUGAUGAAGAAAGCAAGGCACGGUUAACCCGAGGCGGGGAUUCUGUCGACGCUACUCCGACAGUGGCGGGAAAACUGCACUUUACUCCUGACAGGAACAAAAAGUCUUCUAGUCUCCCGCGCGAGUUGGAGGCAGGAACUUCGCCACGCGCGAGUGACUCGCGCGAGAUUCGCAGUCAUCGCACGCACUCUCAUUCCCAUUCCUCGCAUCUCAAAGGAGCGCGGAUUACCAAGAUUAAAAUGAGCGCCAGCGAAGAACCAAAUGAUUCAAUCGUGGAUCAGACUUCGCGGCUUUUACACGCCACAAAAGGUGUCAAAUAUGAUAAAGGUUCGUCUCUUGUUAUAGCAGAAGAUGUGCUGCAUUCUCUUACACGCGCGUCAGAUCUGCUUCAUCACCAGUCAUCUGCUUCUAGGGAGGAGAGGGACAGAAAGGAUAAGGACAAGUCACUAAGCAGAAUAAAGGCACCGGGUCGCGGCCGCUCUCACGGACCUCACAAGUUUUAUAUCCCUGUUGUUCCCAGGAGACAUAGCUUCGACGAGAGAAUAUUUGCCGCGCCGAGUUCCAAAGGAAAUUCUGGUGAAAGUUUGCUCACAAGGGAGAGCAUCGGAAAAGAGGCUGAGCUUGAAAUGAAGCUUGCCAUUGUGUCAAACGCUUUGAUGAAGGAGGGAGAAGACAAACAACGCCUAGAUUCGGAAUUACGAAGACUGCAGAGAGAAAACAAAAAACUGCAAGAAGAUCUUCGGACAGCUUCGCAUCAGCUUCGGAAGUUCAGCGAGUGGUUUUUCACAUCGGUCGAACCUAGCAACACGUAAUGAACAGAAAAUGUUUAUUUUUUAAAGUACCUGCAUCAUUCACGGAGUAAAAAUUCUUGUAAUUGUAUUAUUAAACAUAAAACAAGUAACUUAAACAAAAGAAAAGUAAGUAUUCUCUACAGAGAUUAGCUGGCAAAAUAUUGUAUUUUCUUAGCGAUAAAAAUACACGAUAAAAAAGAUAGUAGUAUAGAAGUUAAUAUUGUAAUAUUUUGAAGGCCGUUUAACUAUAGUUCUAUUGUUCAAAUAUGGUACAUUUACCCAACGAUUUGAUACAAAAUGUAAGCAGACGCGAUCGACAUUUUGGUUUCGCCGUUUUCAUAUGCAAUUUGCCGGUGAAUUUUCAGCCGAGAAAUGUUUUUAUUUAGGUAGGCAACUCAACCUAUGGCCUUUUUGGCCUUGGUCAUAUUUCUAAGAGUACCUUACUCGAGAGCUUUUUGAUGCGGGGCAUAUUCGUAUCCACUUAACGCCGCGUUGUUGUUCAGGGGUGUGGCGCUUAUCCGUUAAUUCUCUUCACGCAUUUCUAUCAACGUUCCUUGUGAGAAUUUAGUUGUUCAUCAAGGCAUUUCACCAAGAUUAUGAUCUAUGUUCUCAAUACCUGGCUGCGAAAAUUUGUGUACGGGUUGUCACUGGAUAUUGGCCAUGUUAGUCGGAUUUCUUUUAUGUCAAACAGAAACCAUCGUAAGUAAGUAAGUUGAAGGAAACAGACGAUAAUCCCGCGCGGGCGGGAUAACGCCAUCUUUCCCGCUCGGGUAGCCAAUCACAGCGCAGGUUUUAGUUCUUCUUGUACCGCGCUCGGAGCUAGCCAUAAUUAUAAUAAAUAUGGAUAUUGUAAGGAGAAUGUUUGUGUUCAUUACUCGAGAUUAAGUGUCUUUCUUGGAUGAUUAUAACCUGUUAAAACACGCAUUACUGCAUCGUUGCAUUGUUAGAUCAUGAUAACAAAGCUGCCUGGUGAAGAAUUCGUGAAACGUGCCAUUAUUUCUAGACAGUUCUCUGACCGCAGAUAUAGAAGGUCAUGCAAGCGAUGUUCAGACUGGAAAAUGUUCCAUUUUCAACGUACCGGUAUUUUUUUUUUUCAGUUUUACCAUUUUAUAUCUCCUUUGUUAAAUAUUCCAGUGUAGUUGUUUGUUCAUAAGCUAUUUAAGUGUACAAUUCGGAACGUUUUAGCAUCAGUAGUUUAUAAUUCUCGUACCCAGGACUUCCACGAUCACAUUUUUAGUGACCCAAAGGCGGGGCCUGGGUAUAGUUGUCAUUGUAGGUUGGCUUUGAAGCAAUAUUUUUCUUGCAGAAGGGAAUAAUUUCGAGAAAAAUAUCGUUAGUUAUUUGCAUAUUCAAUCGAAACAUGCGCUGAGUAAAGACCUAACGUCAACACUCGGGUUUCCAUAUUGUUUCCCAUAGAAGCAGUUGGAAAAACCUGUUGACUAUCAUGGCAAUUUAUCUGUUGAUAAUUUACGUAAUUCUCCUGACGUGUGUGAAUGAUUAUGUAUUAAUAUUCAUGAAAAGAAAUUGGGUUGUGAUCACUCUUAAAGAUAAAAUUAAAAUUGAGCUUAGUAUUUCCUAAGCAAACUUAGUCUUAAGGACCAGAGAGGAAAAUUUUGUAAAAGAUCUGUUAUAUGCUUGUACAAAGCUUCAGGAACGGAAAUAAAGAGAACCUGAGUUAUAAAUAA
Messenger RNA from Orbicella faveolata, 8119 nucleotides. RefSeq lists its product as uncharacterized. Gene Ontology annotation, cellular component: cytoplasm. Lineage: Eukaryota; Metazoa; Cnidaria; Anthozoa; Scleractinia; Merulinidae. Gene Ontology annotation, biological process: regulation of small GTPase mediated signal transduction. The record is from RefSeq and is a predicted model, not a curated record. Gene Ontology annotation, molecular function: GTPase activator activity; protein binding.